AUGGGUUCUCUUUCUUUCCCUUCCCCAUCUCGAGCAGCACCACAAUCGCCAGAAAAUUCCACAUCAAGGUACUCUAUUUUUGCCUCAUUUUCUUCAACUAUCGUAACAAAUGAUGUCACUGUUACAAACUGGAUAGCAUGUUAUGAUCCUUCUAACAACACUUGGAGUUAUGUUACUUCGAUUCCCGAUUUUCCCGAAAACCAUGUGCUCAAGGACUUCGCCAUGGUUUCAAUUUCAAACUCAAUUUACAUUAUAGGUGGUCGACUAUGUCGAAAAGAAAAAACUCAAAAUGCUCAAUAUGAAAACGAUGAGUUUUUUGAUAGUGAUAUUAACGUACUAUCAUCAGUGUUACGUUAUGACAUUACUUUUAAUCAAUGGUCAAAAUGUGCACAACUCAAUGUACCACGUUACAAUUUUGCAUAUGUUGUUAAAGACAAUAAGAUUUAUGUAGCUGGAGGACAAUCAACAUUAGGUAGUGCUAGGGGUACUUCAUUAUCUGAAGUUUAUCAUCCCUUAGUUGAUGAAUGGACUCAAUUGCCAAAUAUGAAUAGAUCAAGAUGCAAAUGUGUAGGUGUGACGUGGCAAGGGAAAAUCCACGUGGUUGGUGGAUUUGUCCAAGGUGGAGGUUUUUCGCAAUACGUGGAUCGUUGUUCGGCUGAGCUGUAUGACACGUCAAGGGGACAGUGGGACCUUGUGGCAGGGAUGUGGCAAUUGGAUGUGCCAGCUAAUCAAAUAGUUGAGGUAAAUGGUAGGUUAUUUAGCUCUGGGGAUUGCCUUAAUGCAUGGAAAGGUCAUAUUGAGGUUUAUGAUGGGAAACUUAAUAUAUGGUAUAUGGUUGAAGGUUCACAAAAGAAUAUUUUUCCCUUUGAAGAAAAUGGACAACCAAUUCAUCGACUAUACUUAACAAUGGUCCCACUUGGGACACGUUUGUAUUUCUUCGCUGGUUAUCGGACGGUCGAUAAUCCAUCAAUGACUACAUCAGUGGUUUAUGCAUUUGACACGUCAGCAACAGGAGGUGAAUGGAAGAGCUUUGAGCCAAUACAAGAGGAAGGAGAAAGAGAGCUAUGUAGUCAUUGUUGUAAAUAUAAGCUUGUCUGCAAUCAAUUCACUAGUCUUCCAAGAACCAAUGAUGUCCCAAUUGCCUAUUUUCAUGGAUCUUGCCUAAAGAAGAGGUUUUGGUACUGGAUCGUGUUGACCCGAGUUGAGCUGCUGACUUCAAUCCCACAGGAGACCCAAGCUGAGCAGCAGCCAGAGCCCUUAGUGACAGCUCCAAGGAGGGGCAGAGGUCCAGGCCGAGGCAGGGCUAGAGGACGAGGCAGGACUCAGCCCAGAGCUCGAGCAACAACACCAGUAGCGGAGCGUCAGGUGGAGUUUGAUGAUGAGACCGGCACAUUUCCUGUAGCACCAGCUGUCUCUCGGGCUGGGGGAGGAGUCCAGACUCUCGCUACUCAUACUCUGGAGCAUAUAGCUCCCCAGUUUCAGACUCCAGUAGCUCAGCCAGUUGGGGCAGUUCUACCAGGUGUUGUAGCAUAG
Molecule: messenger RNA, 1533 nt
Organism: Nicotiana tabacum (common tobacco)
Lineage: Eukaryota; Viridiplantae; Streptophyta; Magnoliopsida; Solanales; Solanaceae
Source: RefSeq, a predicted model, not a curated record